GACAUCACUGGUCCUUGCUCCAAGCAGAGAUGCAGACCAACUAAGUCAUCAGAAAAGGCAAAAAUCAUCCAGCACAACCUGGCUGAAGGGCUGUUCAGGACAUUGGAAGCAACAGGUCAAGAGGAUAUUGAGUCACACACAGAUUUUGCCAUGCCUGAUACAAGGCAGUGAUGGCUUUGUGGUUUUGAACUGAAUCCAGUUGUGCAUGCAGCUGAAGGCUGAGGUGCCUAAAGGGAUGGUUACAAGCAAGGGUCAUGAAUAAGUGUCAAGAUCUAGACAACUUGUGAGAAUGCCUCGACCUGCUAACUUAGUCCUCUUCCAAAUCACCUUUUAUUUGUUCUUUUUGUGUUGGGAUGUACUGAGUCGAGCCUUGCCCAUUGGUCCAGAUUAUUUGCAGCGUGGCUGGCAGAGGCUUCUAGAAGAAGGGGAGAGCUGUGUAGAAUGCAGAUUGGAAGAAUGUCCCACCCCACGGGGCUGUCUUGCUGGGGUGGUGCUGGAUGCUUGUGACUGUUGUUGGGAGUGUGCCAAUCUUGAGGGGCAGAUCUGCGACUUGGACAAUACCAACCACUUCUAUGGCAAAUGUGGGGACCACUUAGAAUGCCGCCUUGAUUCUGGGGACAUACGACACGGGGAGGUACCUGAACCCCAAUGUACUUGUCAGUCUAGCCAGGCUCUCUGUGGCUCUGAUGGCAAAACCUAUGCUCAGAUCUGCAAAUUCCAAGAGGUUCGUAACUCCCAUCCUGAAACUAAUCUUACCAUAGCCCACAAAGGACCCUGUGAAUCAGAGCCCCAUAUUGUGUCUCCUCCCUAUGACAUCUGGAACAUCACUGGGCAAGAUGUGAUUUUUGGCUGUGAGGUCUUUGCGUAUCCCAUGGCCUCAAUUGAAUGGAGGAAAGAAGGACUGGAUAUGCUGCUUCCUGGAGAUGACCCCCACAUUUCAGUUCAGUUUAGGGGAGGCCCUCAGAAAUAUGAGGUGACCAGCUGGCUCCAGAUCCAAGGUGUGAGGGUGACUGAUGAGGGAACAUACCGCUGCUUUGCAAGGAACAAUAUUGGGCAAGUGGCAGCACCUGCCAAUCUUCUGGUUCUCACUCCUGAUCAGCUGAAUAUGACGAAAUUGGUUCUACCCCAAAUGCCUAACCAAGGAUUGGAUGAGUACAUAGAGAGUGAUGAGUCCUAUGACUAUUAUUGAUGGUACAUAUGAGGCAGGGGCUGCAAGAAUUCAAUUGAGAUUUGCAUCUUUUCCCAUUUGAGCAUUUGUCUGUUCACCAGCUGCAGCCUUGAUUUCAAAAAUAACAAAUACCUUGUGCCAAAUUUAAAAACAGCUGAAAAUCUUGUUUGGGGUGGGGUAGCUGAAAAUACUUAAUCAUUUGACCCAUCCCUUUGCUGGAUGAAGAGGAUGCAACAGAUAGUCGGAGGUGAAUCUAUUGUAUUUAGCUGAUCCUAGAGCAAAUGGGCAUUAAAAUAGUUUGA
This is a messenger RNA of Sceloporus undulatus (fence lizard), 1470 nucleotides long. It is a transcript of the gene KAZALD1, whose product is annotated as Kazal type serine peptidase inhibitor domain 1. NCBI's taxonomy places the organism in Eukaryota, Metazoa, Chordata, Lepidosauria, Squamata, Phrynosomatidae. Gene Ontology annotation, molecular function: insulin-like growth factor binding. The transcript has 5 exons. Bases 290 to 1189 code for a protein of 299 amino acids. The record is from RefSeq and is a predicted model, not a curated record. Gene Ontology annotation, biological process: regulation of cell growth; regulation of signal transduction. Gene Ontology annotation, cellular component: extracellular region.